Phanerochaete carnosa HHB-10118-sp is the source of this 1322-nucleotide messenger RNA. RefSeq lists its product as uncharacterized. The coding region runs from base 13 to 1209 and encodes 398 amino acids. Lineage: Eukaryota; Fungi; Basidiomycota; Agaricomycetes; Polyporales; Phanerochaetaceae. The transcript has 7 exons. The record is from RefSeq and is a predicted model, not a curated record.
AGCCGGAUGAGCAUGCCCGGAGUGAAGACGAUCGAGAGCGUGGGCGAGCUCGAGGCCACGGUCUCGAGCGAGGCGCGGGCCGCGGUCCUCUACACGAUGUCGUGGUGCCCGUGGUGCACCAAGCUCAAGCCGGCCUUCGAGGAGGCCGCGCAGACGGCCGAGUUUGCGGACGUCGCCUUCCGGGUCGUCGUGCUGGACAAGCAUACGGAAACAGACGAGCAGUGGCGCAAACCCAAGUCGUCGGUGCCUCAAACACACCUGUAUGAGAACGGGCAGAAGAUCCGCGAAGAGUGCGGGUAUAUGGAACGGGACGCCUUCUUUGACUGCUUGCGUGGCGCAUUUUCUGGAAGAGGCCCUUUGGAGCGGGCAGGCGAGAAGGAAGAAACGCACCAAUGCUCGUCGAAUGGGGCGUGCUGCCUAAAUCGCACUGCGAGCGGUGCUCGUCCCGUGUGCGAAGGGAAGUUUGAGGACAGGCGGAAGCGUGCCAUACUUUUCCACAAGAACAAGAAAGCGUUCUCCGACUUGGAGCCCAACUGCGUGUUUCGGCCAACUGACCAGGACCGCGGGAUCCUCAUUGGCCGAGCAAACGACGAGGCCUCAUACUUCGACAUCAUACUCUGGAACGCGCCGCACGAGGACCCGGGGCGGGUCUACUUCAACCUCGACUUCAUGCCUGACCCCGUCAAGAAAGCACGUUUCGAGUCUGUCCUGUUCUCAGUUACGUUUGGACAGGAUUCAGAGGGCGGCAAGCACACACCUCUCGCGAUCAAGGACCUCUUCCCCACCGACUCUGACGACGCGGCCUCCCGGCCGCUGCUGGCGCCCCAAGUGGACGAGAUCUCCUCUGAGCAGGCAGUCCUCGACGAUGGCUCCAGCUUCGUGUCUUCCUUGGAUGAGGACCGCAGGAGCGACGCCUCGGUAACAGCCACCGUAAUCCGCGGUCAGGGCCUGCACAGUCCUACAGCCGUUUGGAACAUCACCGAGGGGAAGACGUCCUCGAACCGUCUCGGCUUAGACGCGCAUUACAGCAUGUACAUCACGCUUCCUACGAGCAGCACGGUGUGGAUGAAGUUUUGGGCAAAGGCCGUUCUGGUUAGUGGGGAUCAAGUAGGGUUGGGACUGAAGCAUCGGGCGACACUACAGAUUGGGACGGCAGAGAAGCCAUACGAGAGAGUCUUGGAUUUGAGCGAGGUGCUCAACCAGACCUAGAAAAUUUUGUUCUUUUUAACUUCAAAGUGGUAUGAGAGUUGUAGAGUAUUUGCCUUGAAACCACCGUCUUCAAGCGCAAAAGUUCGUUUUCUCUGCGAAUUCAGGAGACGACG